Molecule: messenger RNA, 1409 nt
Organism: Frieseomelitta varia
Lineage: Eukaryota; Metazoa; Arthropoda; Insecta; Hymenoptera; Apidae
Gene: Coprox
Product: oxygen-dependent coproporphyrinogen-III oxidase
Exons: 2
Coding region: 139-1296 (385 amino acids)
Cellular component (GO): cytoplasm; mitochondrial intermembrane space
Molecular function (GO): coproporphyrinogen oxidase activity
Source: RefSeq, a predicted model, not a curated record
AAACUGAGUAGAUAAUCACGUUAUCAGUUAAUUAUAGUUACUUGCAAAAUAAUAUAUUUCCUAUUCUCACCAUAAUCAUUUGUAAUUUGAUAAAAGACACACUUGUUAUUUUUCACAUCUAAAAAACUCUAAAUAACUAUGAUUCCACGAACGUUAUUAAAAAAUUGGGUCUUCUUACGCCACUUUUACUAUAAACAUUAUAGUGUUCAAAAUAAAGUAAAAAAUACCAAGUAUAUUGGUUUUGGUAUAUUUACAAGCAUUAUGGUUUACAAUACUUCAGGAAUUACAGUAUUUGCAGCACAAAAUGAAUUGGAUAUUAAAAAAUUCAUGGCAGAACCUAUUACUGACAUAAGCAAGUUAAAGAAGAGAAAUGACAUGAAAACAAAAAUGGAAUUGUUAGUAAUGAAAACUCAGGCAGAGUUUUGUAAAGCUUUGGAAUCCUUAGAAGAUCCGGAUUAUUCUUUUAAAGUUGAUAGAUGGAUUAGAAAAGAAGGUGGCGGAGGAAUUACUUGUGUUUUACAAGAUGGAGUUGUAUUUGAAAAAGCUGGUGUAAAUGUGUCUGUUGUUACUGGCACAUUACCACCAGCUGCAGUACAACAGAUGAGAGCACGGGGGAAACAAUUACAAGAAGGAUCUAUGCCAUUCUUUGCAGCUGGUGUAAGUGCUGUAAUUCAUCCUCGAAAUCCUAUGGUUCCAACAAUACAUUUCAACUAUCGUUACUUUGAAGUAGAAAAUCCAGAUGGUUCAAUUCAGUGGUGGUUUGGAGGUGGUACAGAUCUUACACCUUAUUACUUAAAUGAAGAUGAUGUGAAACAUUUUCAUGGUACUUUAAAAGCUGCGUGUGACAAACAUGAUUCUUCAUAUUAUUCAAAAUUCAAAAAAUGGUGUGAUGAUUACUUUUUCAUUAGACAUAGAGGAGAACGUAGAGGAGUAGGUGGUAUCUUCUUUGAUGACAUUGAUACUCCUAGCCAAGAAGAAGCAUUUCAGUUCAUAAAGUCUUGCGCAGAAGCUGUUAUCCCUUCUUACAUUCCAUUAGUUAAACAACAUAAAGAUGAUGGAUAUGGAUAUAAAGAAAGACAGUGGCAAUUGUUACGUAGAGGAAGAUAUGUUGAAUUUAAUUUAAUAUAUGAUCGUGGUACAAAAUUUGGCUUAUAUACACCUGGUGCAAGAUAUGAAAGUAUAUUAAUGUCUUUGCCUUUGUCUGCAAAUUGGAAAUAUAUGCAUGAACCAACACCUGAUUCAAAGGAAGCAGAACUACUUGAUGUAUUGAAAAAUCCUAAAGAAUGGUUAAAUUAAUAUGAAUAACAUCUUUUAAUAAAACCACUAUUUUUUAACUUAAAAUUAUAAAUUAUAAUAAUAAUUUUGAUUGGUGUAUUUAAUUACUUUUCUUUUUUUUGUUUAUUUUUAAG